This is a messenger RNA of Pocillopora damicornis (cauliflower coral), 3222 nucleotides long. Its product is annotated as protein sax-3. Gene Ontology annotation, molecular function: axon guidance receptor activity. Gene Ontology annotation, biological process: homophilic cell-cell adhesion; synapse organization. Gene Ontology annotation, cellular component: neuronal cell body; plasma membrane; axon. The record is from RefSeq and is a predicted model, not a curated record. Lineage: Eukaryota; Metazoa; Cnidaria; Anthozoa; Scleractinia; Pocilloporidae.
UGAAGUUGACAUGAUACCCAAUAUGUGCAGCAGAUGUUGGGUUAUCAUGAUCAUCUCGAGUUCAAAGUCUGCCUAGUUUCCAAGCCCCUCGUCCGUGUAGUGUUCUCAAACUUUUGCAGACGUAGAGAGGAGUGUUUUCUUUGGCAGGUUGUUUAAAAAUUUUAUUCAAUAAGGACUUUAUACAAUCAGGACGGCAACGAGGAAGACGUCGCUUUAAAAAUAAACUUAUAAUUUAGGAAGAAUUUCGCAAAAUUGCUGGCGCCACUCCUAAACCUUAGUAUAACGUAUGUCAGCAGCGUUGAGUUGCAAAUGAAAACUAAAUAAUUCUCUGCUGGGGUUCCCGUUCUCAGACCAUGCAAAUUUUGGUGCUUCCACGUUGUUGUUUAACGGUGGACACAUGCUGAGGCAAUGUUCUGCUCAUAGAUCUUAUUUUUUGCCAUGUCCUCUUGCCGCCGACUUCGUAAUUGGAGAUGGCGGCUUUUUAAUGUGCGCCUCAUAAUUAUUCAAAGACUCUCUGUAAGAAUGGAGUAUAUUGAUAAACUUUCUGUCUAGAUAAAAAGAAAUAGUAAUGAUAAUAAAAAAAUUCUAGGAUCGGCUGCGUCAAUUCUGAAAUUGUUGUGAAUCGCCGUGGGCGUAAAGGUGCUAACUCUUGGGCGACGAUGAUAGAUAAAGAUCCCUCCAAAUGUCUUGGCUCUUUUUUAGAAUCUGCAAAAUUAAACGUUCCUUUUUAAAGGUUCUUUUAGACUGUUUUUGUUGUGGAGGUAAAAAAUGUCUGAACUUAUAGAAAAAAGUGUUUCCAUUUUGUUCCUCAUUAAAUAACCGCUUUUGCCAGGGGAAAAAAAAAGGAAUAAUUGAUAUAUCGAAUUAGUGUAGACGCCUUAUGAAGCACAUUGAGAUAAAAAUAGCAAUAUUUGCAUCACACAAAGUCAAUUUCAAGCCUUCUUGUUAAUAUUUACCUCACGCAUCUCAGUAGAAAGCCAGACUUAAUGUAGGAUAACUACACCAACUGAUUUUUUUCAAUUGCUUUCCUUGACUUAGCAAAUAAGUAUUGUGAUCCGAUUCCUGCUAAAAAUGUUGAUUAAGAAUAUAUAAAACUUUCAAAUUGGUCUGAUCUCGGCUUUUUAGAAUAAUUACUGAAUUUGUGUUUAGUGAUCCCGAGAAAAUUGACUUAUUUAACUGCGACAGAGAUGAAGCCCUGAAAUAAUUAUCAUUUUUUUAAUUACGCGUCUAACGAAUUUUAUGCGGGAUAGUAACUAUACAUAAUUUUUCUCCCCGCUGCCCUCCCCACCCCCCGAAAAAAAAGAAAAAGGACAGAAAGACAAGCAAAAAAAGAAAUAAAGAAGGACUGUAACCGUCUAAUUCACAGAAAAAUAAGAAACCUAAGCCAGCAUCAGAAUGGGUGAUCCUUAUUUUGUAAUAUUGCAACCUAAUAUUUAAUGAGGUACAUAGCUGUUGGAAGAUAUAGAAAAUUGACAUUUUUAUUACAGAAGGAAACACGUUCCCACGGCCAUAAAAGUGUUUACAGAGGGGUUUUGAGUAAAUUCCUUUGCGUGAAUUUAUAGCGAAAAACCCAGCUUUUUGGUACCGUGGAGAUCAUAAUUUUUUUCCAUAAUUUUUAAACUUUGGUAGCGAGUACGGAGAACCUUCUACUGCAGUUAUAACUCACUAAAACUUCGGUACCAUUGAUCACACUCUUUUCUAUGUCUAACAGUCAGCAAUAGAGGCCUUACGGGUCUGUUAGCAUAGCCUUACUCGUCCUUAUUUAGGAUUAAAUAUAAUGAUCUGGAAUGUUAGUUGAUCGAAAAACAUUCAAAUUAUGACAUCUGUAGUCAAAAACAUCUGUUUCCUUCACAUUUAGUCUUAAUUCAGAAAGCUGCCUAUUAUCAUAUUUCGUUUUUUCCUGUCUGCUAUCACAAGAGGAUGAUUGGAGGUGGGUUGAAUAUUCGUUUCCUUUAUCAUCUCCUUUACCAUUUUAUGUUUGUUAUUGUGUUAUCAGUCGUCAAAUACUCCUUUACUCUUGUGAGAAUCGCCAGAGCUGUCUUCUUGUGCAAUAAUGUCUUGGACAUCCAUAAAAUAGAGUAGUUAGUGAAAAACAUAACACUUUUUUCAAAUGAACAACAUGUGAGCUUUUUCAGGAACCACGUAAGUUUUCCCGGAGGGAAAUCACGUUGCUAGCACUUAUCAAAAAUAAAAACAACGAAAACACUCCAGUACAUACAAGUACGAAGGGUAAGUGACUGAAUUUUACUUCUUCUUUUAAUUUUUUUUAACUUCGAUCUUCUUUUAUGACAAACUCUCACCUGUUGUUUUCAUGAGGAUUCAUUUACACCUUCAAUUUACAUUUUGAUAAAGUUUUGUGAGGACUGGUUUCCAAGGUAAUAAGAUAUGAAGUUUUUCACGAGACUGCUAAUGUGCCAUCGGGCUGUCAUUUACGUUCAGUGUAUUCGCUUGGUCACGAACAUCGAGUUUCUGCAACAACACCUUUUACCUGUAUAAUUUUUGGCUUUUGCACUUGUAAGUACAAUGCAGUAGGAAAAGAGGAGAUUGUUUUCUCUUGGAAAGUGGAAUUGGCUGCCGCCAUCCUCGUAUCUCGGGCCACAUUUAAAUGACCUCAUAAGCCAUUAAUUCGAGCUUCAAAAAGACCACAUGAUGAUAAAUAAUUAUGAAAGGACUGAAAAGAGUCCAAUUCGGUUUGUAAUCAUGCGAGUGAUUAGCAAAAUCGAUUUGUUGAUCACAAGUUGCAUCACGAGUUGUACUAAAGUUGUACAGAUAUAUCAUUAAUGCUCAAGGGCUUGACUUUAGCACAGUUUGGAAAUUACACUUGUGAGGCAGAAAAUGAUUAUGUUGGAUAUUGCCGGCGAAAAACUGUCGAAAUUGGACAAGCUUUCCUGGCACCAGAGACUGUCGAGGAUCCAAAGAACCAAACCGUCGUUGCUGGUUUCAACGUAACUUUAAACUGCACCGCCAAAGGUUCUCCCAUGCCAUCCAUCACAUGGAUAAAGAACAACGAUCCACUCGCUGCACAGUCCAACCCAAGAAUAAAAUACAUUCAGACUGUCCUGGACGACAAACAAAUUCAUAGCCAACUGGUAAUAGAAGAUGCAAAGAAAGAAGAUAAAGGAAAAUAUCACUGCGUUGCAAAUAAUACUGUGGGAGAAAAAGGCACCAUAAUGACAAUCAUGUGCGGGUGCACCAUGGCGUUUUUCUAUCGACGUGCAAGAC